CUAAGUCAGCCACGAUUUUUCAGAUAUUCUAUAUUUUAGAUAUGUUUUUAGUUAUUAGCUUCAGAGCUUUAACCGAUUGAUUACAAUUGCGGCACAUUGCAAUGGUAAUUAUUUCUCUUACAUUAUUAGUACAAUGGUUUUCAUCGGUCGCCGUCGCUUCCGGUUUUCUUUAACCUUAAAAUUUGCACUAUUACACACCAUUAUUUCUGCCUAUAUACUGUUCUAGGGCUUGAAUAAAAAAAUCUCUUGCCACCGAUUGCUAAUGUUCCACGAGUGUCCACGCAAAAACCACUUUACUCCGCGCAAAGUACGCGCACGUUUGAUGCGGUUUGGUGUCAAUUCAUCAAUUUACUUGUCAACUUGAAAAUCAACUUGUGAUCUGAUUGGCUGUCGCCUGACACUUUUGCGUUUCCAUUGUUAUCUUAGUCCGUUCCAUUUUGGUCAAUUUAUUGAUUGAAAAUGUCCAUUUCGGUCGUGUAUGUCCCAUUAAGAGCGCCUUUGUUUCACUGUUGUUUUUACAAGAAUGUGUGAAGGGAUAGAGAAAUAUUGCCUCAGAGAAUCAGCGGCUUGCGAAGGGAAUUUCACUAGAAUCGCGGCAGAUUAACAACACGGAUUUUUAUGGUCUUAUUCUUGUAGGUUUGAUAGCGUCAUGCUUUGGUGUUUCCUGUUGAUCGGUUGCUUUUUCUUGAUGUUUCAAAGAGGUAAGUUUGCAAAAUAUUCUUAUAAUUAUCACACUUUUGCCGAAUGGUCGCUGAAAAUAUCCAAGCAUAAAACAAGCCAGCGAUCUCCUGUAUGCUCAGUAUUACUGUUUGAAAUCCGUAAACACAACAAACCAGUAAUUUCAGCACGUAUUGCGCUUGUAUCAACGAUGAACGAUCCACUACACUCCAAGAACUUUACAAUCUGGGGUCAGUGUUUAAUGUGGAUGAUGUUUUUGUGCAGAAUCGCAGCGAUUUCAAUCGCGGACAUAACGUCAUUCGGCAACAAUUGUCGUCCAACCACGCACCAUUUAUUUCGAUGGAAGAUUUCUUAAAUUCGCCGAACGCUCUAAACAUUAUCGCGGUAGUAAUCUAAAGUUGUACUUUCGUCGCCCGUCAUCCUAGAAUAUGAGAGCUCUUAAGAUGAUUGAUUCUUGUAACCCCUGAUUUGUUGCGAACUCUCUGCAGGCCUAUAGAUCGCUUGUAAAUAACUCGAACGUUUGUUGCAUCAGGGCCCGCUGAGUUAAAUGGCGUCACCAUCCUGACUCUUCCCUGUCCCGUAACUAUAGUCACCCACACACAGCUGAGUAAUUAAACAACGCUUUUCAACACGUGAAAGUCAGAGCUUUCCGUAAUCAGUUCAAGAAGCGAUCAAAGCGAUUAUUUGCGACAUUGUUGAUGGCAUGUUUCAAACGAUCGCAUUUAUAACCAGUCGUUCGCUGAUUACUAUGAAGUUAACAUUGUUUAUUUUCCUUCUUCCUCAAGGCUUGGCUCAGGGAAGUUCAUCGAAUACUGAUCCGGGUGGGGGGAAAACUCCUCCAUUAGAAAUCGUGGUAAAGCUAGGAUCGGACGCGAUUUUACCGUGCGAUGCUGUAGACGCAGAUCGAUCGCCGGACCUCAUAGAAUGGCGAAAGAACGGAUCGAAAAGUCCAAUUUUUAUGAAGUUCAUGAGCUUCAAACCUCACAUUGAUUCGCGCUAUUCUCGCCGUGUUCACAUGAUCAAUACUUCUGCAAUUUUGCUUUCGGGAGCAAAGGAUACUGAUGCGGGAAUAUACCGGUGUAGAACGAUGCAAUCUGGAUCUGAAAGUACGAUCAUAACUCAUGGAAGAUGGGUCGUUCUCAAAGUCAUUGCCCCUUUGUCGGUCCCUCCUUUCUUCUUAAAGAAACCGCUGGACAAAAUAACUGCUAACGAGAGCGAUUCGUUGACUCUGCUCUGCUUGGUUGGGGGUACUCCGGAACCGGAAGUGGAGUGGUUUAAACACGGGGCACAUAUACCAUUCGAACGCGCCUCUGUCUUCCCCGGAAGUCGGCUCACAGUGACAACUGUUGUGCCUGAUGACAGCGGUCGAUACCAGUGCUCAUCGGCUAAUUCUGUUGGGCAACUUCAUCACGUGUUUGAAGUUACCAUUAAGCGGAAAGUUGGUUUACCAUCUCGUCGAAAAACAGUGGUUGAAAAAUAUCCAGCGGUCCUUGACUGUCUCACUGAUACAAACCUGCCGAGUGAAAACGUCAUAUACAGUUGGACUAAAGAUGGCGCGGAUGCUGCAUCAGACACACGGGCCACAGUCAUUGCUUCCGGUGCCUUGUUUAUCAAAUCAACCCGCAAAACCGAUUCCGGUGUGUACCAGUGCACUGCGAAAACAUUUGACUCAAGUGGCCUGGUUACCUACCCUGGGGCCAAAAUACUCUUGGAUGUUCAAUAUACCCCUACGAUUGUCGAAAUGCAGGACACCGUGGCAGUUCCCGAGGGCUCUGAUGCCCGGUUGCCGUGUAUCUCCGUUGGAAACCCGAGCACUUCUUUUACAAACUGGACGCGACUCGGUGAAGACCUGCGAUCACGUUCAAGGUUUGCUGUGCUGGAAAAGGGUUCGUUACUGAUACAAGAUGUUCGACGCACAGACGCGGGGGAAUACGCUUGCACUCCCUAUAACAAAGUGGGGCCAGGAGAAACAAAAAUAACAAGACUUGUCCUAAAAGUUGUUCCAAAGUUUAUUGUUGCACCUCCAAGUAUCAUGACGCUCAGAGUGGAUGAUGACGUCACACUGGUCUGUGAAGCUACUUCUGAUUCUACUCCCACGUUAAAAUGGGAACGCGAAGGAGAACCUUUCCCAGAAGGCCGUACGGUCAGACAGGGGGGCAAGCUAGAGAUAAAAGGCAUCCAGAAAGAUGAUUAUGGGGUGUACACGUGUAUUGCUACAUCAGCUGAUGGACAGGCUAAACAUUCCACAACUAUAGCCGUCAUUUCCACUCCCAGCAAACCCACGAUAAUAAGCGUUCAAUUCAACGACGCGACGGCCAUGAUAACAUGGCGGCCUGGGUACGAUGGUGGAUAUCCCCAGCAGCUGGAAGUCUGGCACCGACUUACCACUGAUAAUGAUUAUGAAUGGCUCAAGUCACCUAAUUUACCAGCUAGCGUGACGUCAUACCAGAUCUCAGACCUCCAGCCGGAGCAUCCUUACUUAUUCAGCAUCAGAGGAAUCAACCGAGAAGGGGCUGGGCACUUCAGUGAUAUUGUGGAAGCCAAAGGCGUUCCUCCGGUCAUAAAUCGAACGCCUGACAAACCAGGGAAACCUUUAGCUCCUCAGAAUGUUGUUGUUAACAUCACUAAGGAUGGAUACUGGGUCAUAUGGUCCUACUCAGCUGUACCUGGUCGGCCGAUUGUGGAGAAGUUUGUCGUGGAGUACAGUGAAGGAAAUGGAUCAUCCUCUUGGCGUAUGGCAGAUGCUGCUGUCCCAGCGGAUCGCAGAAAGUACUUGUUCAACGCAGAAAAAAUAGAAGCUGGAAAGAGCUACGACUUCCGGGUUUUUGCAUUUGGUGCGAACGAGUUUAGUGAGGCUGCUUAUGUGUCCAAGACUUAUAAACUUGGUUCUCCAGUCAUCGGCAAACGUUCCAGUGACGAUGACGUUGUUCCCAUCGUAGCUGGAGUCCUUGGAGCCAUCGUUGGUCUUUUCCUUCUCGGCUUAGUUUGUUUCUGCUUCAUUCACAGGAAGAAAUCCAGAAAACUCCACAUAAAUAAAUCCGGGGACAAGAAAGUUCAUUUCAUUCUUCCAAACAGCACAAGUGAAGCUUUUGAACCCGAAGAUUCCGAGGACGACUUCCUUGACGCUGAAAUUAAGUUGCGUCCCGAAACUGUCCGAUUUAUUCCCGAUGAUAACGAAGGAAGAGACGACGAUAAAUAUGCAAAGAUGAAACGAGAAGAAGACCUGAUCUUAUCGGGUCAUGACGGUCGGUACAGCGGAGACAUGUUACGUUAUGCCAAGCUAGUAAUGAGCGCAUCACCGCCUCAAUCACCAACAGCUUCUGAGGAUUCGGAGAAAGUUCAUUACUUCGGUGACUUGGAGACUCGGGACGGCCAGUCAGGCUGGUAUGAUUGUACCUUAGCAAAGCCCGCAUCCCGCGAGGUACGGGAUUCGUACGAUCAAUUCUGUAGGCAGCCCGACAUAGGAUCGCGGGAUUCUAUUCAAAUAUCUCCUCCCGGAUUUGGACGAAAGGCUUCAUAUGAACAGUUAGGAUCUAAGGCUCACGCUAGGCAGAAAUUUGGUUCUAACAGCAGUUUACCAGAGAAGAAGUUAGAAGUUAGCAUGUUCCGUAACCCGCGCUUUCAACCCAUACAAGAAGAAAUCCCGCGGGGCGGGGAUAUCCCUCGAGGUGGCGCACCACUUGGGAGAAGACAGCCCCAUCAUUGGUCGACUCCAGCAGUUUUCACCAGAAGACAAGAUUCAAACAACAACAGCGAUGGAAAGGGUUCGGAUUCUGACUCGGGAGAUUCCGUGGUACGAGGAAGAAAAGGGAGACGACACAGACCUCAUUCGUUAUACGAAGGAAAGCUUCGGCCGAUUUCGGAACAGGAUUCUGAUUCAAAGCUCCGGUGCACGUGUGAUGAAGAGGACGAAUCGGAUGAGGGGCUGAAGUAUCCAAAGCAGAAAGGACGAGAGGUCAAUAGCACGUCAUCACUGGGAAGGAAACUCACUGAGCAUGAGUCAUCUUACCUUCAUUUAGAAAGGUCUGACUCUCAGAGACUUUCCUUUACUGAUCAGUUAAAAGGUUGGGGGGAAUCUUUAUUUGCUGGCGAACCUUACGACAAACACUCAAAGAAGGACAGACCCUCAGCAGCUCCAAUCUAUACGGACUCGGAAAAUAGCGUGUCUCCGGCAAUUUCUUUGGUGUCACUGUCGGAGACUGAAAGUGACCGUGAAAUCGGCCAGAAGCUUUACGAAAGUCAGCCGAGUGGUGCAGCCAACAACCGUCAAUCUGACGUAGUUACACUUCCACGCGCGGUAGCAAAUCUAAAAUCAGUUGAUUCGGAGUCGUCUUCCGAUGAACGUGGGAAUUCAGGAAGUCGCGAUAGAUCAAAGAAACCUUCGCCGCCUGUUUAUAAGGAGAAGAAGCCUCCCUCUGUUACAGAUUUAAACAUAAAUCCCAUUGAGCCAGCAAAUUCAAUGGACCAGCUUAAAUUGUGUGAUCCUUUCUUCCAGGAAAGACACAGAGUUUCUAGAUCUUCUUCAAACGCGUCAAGUGGGAUUUGCUCAGUGAUUGUAUCAUCCAGCGAAACAAACAGCAUUGAAUCACCCAGAGAUACUUCAAAACGAUCAUCCCGCUCAAGCGACCGAACUUCCACAGACCGAGCGUCGAGUGGUUACGCGUCUUCUCGGGAUAGUUACGACAAUCCUGAUCGGAUAAGACCUGAGGAUUACUCAAAAGCGCACGCGCAAAGGCGUUUGAGAGGUAAGCGGCUUUCUCCACAUGGAGAUCCAUAUGAGUUGGAUCCUUCAUCGAGUGAAAUGGAGGAGUUAGAUACGGAAGGAGCAUCAUAUGAUCCAAAAGUCUACGAAGAUCUUAUGAUGUUACAGCAAGAGAUGGGUGUUAACUUGGACGGCAGUGAUUCCAGUAGAGAAAGCCUCAAAGAAAUGGAAAAACUGUCCAAUACAGAACUUCUGAAUUAUUCCCCUGAACUGUCUCCAAAGAAAUACAAAGUUGAUCAGUUGAGCGACGCAGAGAAAGAUCAGCGGUGUUCCAAGCUAAUGGAGGAGUAUAAGACCAACAAGAAACUGCAAAAUGUUAGGGCCAGCGGCAGUCAUGUGUAUCGAUCGUGGGAUCUGUAACGGAACUGGAGGAUUGAAAUUCCUGACUGAGUUCA
Molecule: messenger RNA, 5835 nt
Organism: Pocillopora damicornis (cauliflower coral)
Lineage: Eukaryota; Metazoa; Cnidaria; Anthozoa; Scleractinia; Pocilloporidae
Product: protein turtle homolog B
Biological process (GO): cell-cell adhesion
Molecular function (GO): protein binding
Source: RefSeq, a predicted model, not a curated record